This is a messenger RNA of Harmonia axyridis, 903 nucleotides long. RefSeq lists its product as uncharacterized. The transcript has a single exon. NCBI's taxonomy places the organism in Eukaryota, Metazoa, Arthropoda, Insecta, Coleoptera, Coccinellidae. The record is from RefSeq and is a predicted model, not a curated record. Bases 1 to 903 code for a protein of 300 amino acids.
AUGAAAAAAUAUGUUGACUACGAGAAACUGAGACAGCUCCUAAGAGAGGAACCAUGGGAUGGAAUACUUUGCGAUGGGGAAGUAAACGCAAAAACUGAUAAAUUCAUGACAGUUUUUACUGAAUGUCUUCAUAACUCCACAAAGGAAGUGAAGUACUCCAGAAAGAAGUUUGGAAACAAGGACUGGGUAACAUCUGGGAUUCUCAAAUCAAUAAAUAAAAAGAAUGAAAUGUACAAAAAAUUAUUAAGAGAUCCACUGAAUACAAAUCUGAGAGAAAUAUACAACAGAUAUAGGAACAAACUACUCAAAAUCAUUUCAAAUCAAAAGCGAUCAUUUUCACGUAGAGCUCUUUCUGGUACCACUUCGGGGACGAAGACACUGUGGCAGGCUGUAAACAACAUAUGUGGUCAAAACUUUUCUGAGAAGAAAAUAUCAAGAAUUAAAACAAGAGAUGGAGUAUUUACUGAAAAUGAGGAGGAAAUUGCGGAGGAGCUGAAUCUAUAUUUCAGCGAAGUGGGAAGGAAAUAUUCGGAAAAAAUAACAGAACCGAGGUAUUUUGAGGAGGAAGAUGAUUUCCUUGGUGAAACUAUGUUUCUAUACCCGACAGACGAGACUGAGGUGCAGAGAACAAUUGAACAACUUAAAAACGGAUUAUCAGCUGAAUAUUAUGGUUUUAGAACAGAACUGCUAAAAGAGGUAAAAAUCGAGAUUUCUAAACCAUUGGCCUAUUUUAUCAAUAACAGCUUUGAAACUGGCACCUUUCCAGACCUUCUGAAGAUCGGUAUUCCCAAGCCCAUAUUCAAAUCAGGAGAUAGAAGCGAGGCAACCAACUAUAGACCGAUAUCACUAAUAUCAAAUAUAAGUAAGGUUAUGGAAAAAAAUAUUGAAGACGAGAAUGGUUAA